Mobula hypostoma (lesser devil ray) is the source of this 1659-nucleotide messenger RNA. RefSeq names its product cilia and flagella associated protein 184 (gene cfap184). The transcript has 12 exons. NCBI's taxonomy places the organism in Eukaryota, Metazoa, Chordata, Chondrichthyes, Myliobatiformes, Myliobatidae. The record is from RefSeq and is a predicted model, not a curated record. Gene Ontology annotation, cellular component: axoneme; ciliary basal body. Bases 24 to 1640 code for a protein of 538 amino acids. Gene Ontology annotation, biological process: cilium assembly.
ACCAUAGCAACUGAAACGCCAACAUGGUGAAGUUAAGUGAGCAGCAGACAGGAACAAACCAAAACUACUUGAAGGAAGACCAAAUUACUGAAGAAAAUGAAGAAGAAACUGAGGCUGCUGGAGAUUCACAGACACAAGAAAUCCAGGCAUCUGCUUCUGGAGCUCUUGGGCAGAAGGAUGAACAGGAAGAGAUCCCACAAGAGGAGGAAGAACAGGUGGAUAUAGACAAAAUAAUUGCUGAUGACGAGGUGAUGGAAGCCAUUCUGAAUCCUGGCAGUGAAGAAACUUCCCACGAAGUUCCAGAAACUAAAGGCGAUGGAACACCGCUAUUAGGCAGAGAAAGUGAACUGAGCAUCUAUGUGGAACAAGAAAAAACAGAACCCUUGCAACUGGCUAUUACAAUAAUUCCUAGUGAAGAAACUAGUGAGACAGAGAGACAGACCACACCUGCUUUCCCCGACACUGAGAACUUUAUAGAAGGAGACGAAGAAGCAAUUCGUGAAGAUCUAUCUCCUGCAAGUACUGAAGAGGGGGAGCUUACAAAUGUUCCAUCAAUCAUUGAACCUGAGACACCAGAGAGGAGAGUGACACCAGUGAUAGAAGUGAUAGAAGUGAUAGAUGACCAAGAUAAUGAAGAUGACCAAGAGCAGAAAAGACUGUAUCGAGAAGAAUUGGAGUUGAAGCAUAAAGACUUGAUUGCAGAACGGGAGAAGUUGAUGAAACACAACCAAAAAAUGGAGAACAAGCUAGCUGAAUAUUAUAAGAAGAAAGCAGAGGAAUCAAAGAUUGAGUUAAAGAAAUCCCACGCUGAUUAUGAUCAACGAUACUUGAAGUUCAUGGAUCUUCUGGCUAAGGUGCAGGGUACUUAUAAGGAAGAGCUGGCAUUGUAUGAGGAACAGAUCGGCCAUCUUAACGCCAAGUGUGAGGAGCAACAGCAGCUGACAGAUAAUGAAUGGAAGAUGGUUCAGUCUAGGAAGAAAGCUGUAGCAAAGACUGCAAUAAACAAGCGGCCGGGAAGGCAAGCCGCUCUUCAGGAACUAGAACAAAUUCAGAAUAUCGAGGAGCAGAAAGAGAAGGAGUUGAGGCAGACUCGAUUCCUGACUAUCAGGAUGAAGAAUAAGCUGAAGUAUUAUGAGCAUCAACUGAAGGCGAAGGAGGAACUGGCAGGCGGGCUAAAUCUGAUCGACUAUGAACAGCUGAAAAUCGAGAACCAGACUUACAGUGAAAAGAUUGAGGAACGUAUUGAGGAAGUCACCAAACUGAAGAAGAAGAUAGCAGCUACCAUUGAAGUGCUGACUCACACCAAGGAGAAGCUGGAGUAUGUGGAGAAAGAGAACGAGAAGAAGAAAACUGAACUCAGGGAGGUUGAGGCCACUGUAGCACAGAAGAGGGAGAUCUUGACCAAAACAAAACAGGCACGGGACAGGUUCCGGACCGCCAACGCCAAGCUGAAGGAGGAGUGCGGCUUGCUGUGUAACAAGCUGCUGCUUCAUGACCUCGAAGACAACGUGGACACCAACGAGAGACUGCGGUACAAGCUGGAGGAGCUAAAGAGGCGACACAUUGACUUAACUCUCAACUCCUAUGGAAUCAAGAAGAAAAUUGAGUGGGUAAAGAUGGGGCAGUUGCAGGCUCAGUGAGAGCCCUCAGGAGACAGGG